AGCACAGCUGGGUAAUGAAGUAUUGAUUUUCACAGCAGGAUUUCACAUAAUACAGAGUUUUAAAAUAAUGCAUUGAAGGGGGAAAAAACAGCUUAUUCUGCUUUAUGUGCGCUUGUGUCAAUUUUAUCAGAAGAGGCACAAGAAUAAAGCUGGUUUUAGUGAAUUGUAUAAAGUUUUGACAUAUUUGAACAUAGAUUCUGAAGGAUUUGGGUUGCAUUUGAGUUUCAAGGAGUUCAACUUUACCUGUUUGAGUCAGAGUUUGAUCCCUAGUCCAUCUAACGAUGUUGGGCACUACUACAGAUAAUUCAGAAGAAGCGCAUAGUCGGGACUCAUUCUGCAAUAGCUUAUCUGGACAGCUUAUUUUUUAACUGGAAUUUUUCACAAACAACCAGAGAGAAAAUAUCUACCGACAAUUGUGAAGACAGAAACGUCUUGUUGAUGUCAAAGGAGCAGGGGUAGAUGGGUUCAAAUUGACAGAAAGGUAACAACCAUUCACUACCAAGUUCGGUGAAGUAUCAUGGAGAAAUACUCCCAAAUUAGAGUGAUCGGGGAAGGGUCAUUUGGUCGGGCUGUGUUGGUGCAAUGCAGAAACACUCAGGAAAAGUAUGUACUUAAGGAAAUACAGCUGCCAAAGAACCAGUCCAAAUUGCAAAGUUCAAGAAGGGAAGCCGUUCUACUGUCCAGAAUGAAGCAUCCCAAUAUUGUGGCUUUCAGGGAGGCAUUUGAAGGGGAUGGCUUCUUGUGCAUUGUUAUGGAGUACUGCGGUGGAGGAGAUCUGCUUCAGAGGAUCCAGCAGCAGCAGAAAUCCUCUCAAUUCACUGUUGAAAAUAUCUUGAAGUGGUUCGCUCAGAUGUGUGCAGGUGCAAAACAUAUUCAUGAUAAAAGGGUUUUGCACAGAGAUUUAAAGUCCAAGAACAUUUUCCUGACUGAUGACGGUUCAGUCAAGCUCGGGGACUUCGGCUCUGCUUGUGUUCUGAACAGCUCAAAAGCUUAUGCUCAGGCAUAUGUUGGGACGCCGUAUUAUGUGGCACCAGAAAUCUGGGACAACAAGCCGUACAACAACAAGAGUGACGUGUGGUCGCUGGGCUGCGUCCUCUACGAGCUCUGCACCCUGCGACACCCGUUCCAGGCGUCCAGCUGGAAGAGUUUGAUCCUGAAGGUGUGCCGGGGCGCGUACCCUCCACUCCCCAACCACCUGCCUUACGAGCUGCACUACCUGAUCAAGCACAUGUUCAAGACCAAUCCAAAAGACCGGCCGUCGGUGCGCACAAUCCUGACCUCUCACCGGGUUUCCAGACUCCUGCGCUCUCAUCUGCCCCCACAGGCUUCAGAGGAGGAGGGAGAGAAGAGGCGAACGGGUCGAUGGAAGAAGGAAGAAGGGCGGAAAGUGGCCAAUUUCCUGGGAGAGAAGAGUUUAAUAAAAACAUCAACAAUUGAAGGCUUGGGUGAAGAUGUACCUAAAAGCUGCUGUGAGAGCUCAGAACCAGGCUGUAGGAAGCAGUGGACGGCUGAGUCACCGAGCGCCGUGCUGCAGAUGUUGGCCAACGCCAGCCUGGCUUCAUCAGACAGCAUGGCUGCGGCUUGCCAGACCGGCUCCACCCGUGAAAGUGACUCAGAGGCCGGCAGGCAGAGAAAGCAGUGGGUGCGGGAACCUCCCGAGCGGCUCCUGGCCCUGCUGGAGAAGGCCCAGCUGAACAAAGCUUUCAGCACCUUUUUAAUUCACAGAGGAGAUGACAACCCACUGGUUGGGCCCCUCUCCCGGCAACAGGGUGAUGACACCGAUGGGCCCGAGCUAGAAGUAGCGGACGAGUACAGACUGCAGCCUCGCUCUGAUGAUGAGGACACGGACUUUGAGGAAGAAUCUCCUUGUGACUGGGUGGAUGAAGUUGAGAAAAUAUUUUCAGAACACUAAAGCCUCGUUCCUUCAGACCUCAAACAGAAAACACUAACUUUUCAAAUGUGCCAAACUUUUUCUUUUCUUUUUUUCCACAACGUUAGUUUGGGAGAAGAAGUAACUUUGAAUAUGUGAGUGAAAUAAUUGUGUCUGUAAAUGUUUGUUUUCUGUGAGGUCUGUGUGUGUGUUUUUUUUUUUAACCGAGGGUAGCAUCUGCUCCGUACUUUUUGGGACGUCGGUGAUAAGGUUCCCCAGAAGACUGAAGGCCGUCUCAGAGGCUGCUCCUUGGGAAAGCAGGAAAUAUUAAGACCCACAGAAGCUCAUUUCCUCUGAUAUCAAAAGUAGACUAAACAUGUCUUGUCUUUAAUAUUGUUUGACUUUCACGCUCUUGAAUUAAACCUAACAUUGUACACAUC
Poecilia latipinna (sailfin molly) is the source of this 2310-nucleotide messenger RNA. RefSeq names its product NIMA related kinase 3 (gene nek3). Gene Ontology annotation, biological process: protein phosphorylation. Lineage: Eukaryota; Metazoa; Chordata; Actinopteri; Cyprinodontiformes; Poeciliidae. The record is from RefSeq and is a predicted model, not a curated record. Bases 518 to 1912 code for a protein of 464 amino acids. The transcript has 14 exons. Gene Ontology annotation, molecular function: protein kinase activity; ATP binding.